AUGUCAUGUACUGGUAAUAAUUCAUCGCCAUUAGACGAUCUGGUAAAUCCAUCAAAUAACGGCAGUUCAGAUAUCAAAACGAAUAAUAGCAGAAGGUCAUCUUCAUUCAGGAAAACUAAUAUCAGUUUACUAUCUUUAAAUUCUACAGCUCCUUCUGAAAGAUUAUUAGAUAAACUAGAUUUAAGUCCCGAAGAUGAGCUUUUAUUGGAAAUGGCGCUAAAGGAAGAAGAAGAAACAAUUCGACAACGUCAAUUAUCAUGUCAAAAUCGAUCACAGAGUCAUAUACUGUGUAUGCCAGCUUCCGAAUUUCCAUCAUUACGAAUUUCAAGAAAUUAUUACAACAAUACUAGUAACAAUACUUCCAGAUCUAAUAAAAAUAAUAGAAGAAUUAGUAGGAAUAAUGUAUCUACAACAUCUUUAUUAAAGAAUAAACAAAAAAAUCCAAUCGAAAUACUGGCUGGAGCAUCCACGGUGAAUGAUGCUUACAUAGACGGUGACGACGAGAAUGAACUUCUACCCGAGAAUAUCAUAUUGAAAGAUAAAACAUUAGCUGCAAAGGUUGAACAGCAUUUCGCUACAAGUUCGCGAUAUUCAUACAUGGUAGAAGAAGAAGAAGAAGAAGAAGAAGAAGAAGAAGAAAACGACAACUCUAAUAAACCUAUAUUAAACUUCGAAAAAUACCGUGUAGAAAAUUCUAAAUUAGUUGAUAUGUUUGUAUCUAAGAAACAACAAGAGAAUAAAAAAAAUCCAUAUUCAAUUCAUGAAACUGGGUCUUCAGUUAUACGAAAUGACAGUACUAACAGUUCAAACACUAUAUUCUCUGAUAUUGGUCAAUUAUCCAAACCAAAUACUCAAUCAACUUUUGAAAGUGAUACUUCUACUAAUGAAAGUCGUGUAAAUUAUAAUGAUAUGAUUUCAUCAUCACCAAUUAAAAAGAAUCUAUCAAAAACGAGCACGAAUAGUAGCGAAACACUACCCAAAGAAUUCCAAAAGAUACCGCCGCAACCUCCAUAUAAGACACAUAAAAAGAAAUCGUCAUUAUCCUCGUUGAAAAAUUUAUUCAAGUCUUCAAAAUCAUCACAUAAACAUAAACAUAAUCAUGAUAAAAGUGAUUCAACAAUAGCGAUAAACACGGAACCUAACAGUUCUGAAACUACACCUCAACAAGAACGAUUUUCAAAUAUAAGUUUGCCAUCUUUAGUAAACCAAUCUCCUUUAAAUACAACCAGCAUUGGUAAAUACAUAUUCCCACCAAAUCCAUCAUUCGAAUUUGAAUUGAAUCAAUCGAAGGUAAAACCAUAUUCAAACAUGCAAAGUAGUAGUAAUUCUCAUCAACGGACAAAGGAGAGAAGUAAUACAAAUUCACCAUUCAAGACACAUUAUAGGUCAUUAUCAGCGCAACAAGAUAUCUACACCAACAACAAUAAUACUAUAACUAAAAAUUCAAUGGGCAAACCAGUUCAGGAACAAAAAACAACCACGACCACUCACGUGGAGGUAUCACCCAUCAGACCCAAAAAUAGAAGAUCUUUAUCAUUAAACAUGCAAAAAAAUGUUUCACAACAUCCAUGGUCCAAAUACACAUCGACUUCAUCUUCAAUACACAAAGAAAAUGAAAUAAUUGACACAGCAAUCAAGAUGAGACACGAAGGACGCUUAAAGGAAUCUGCGGAGAAAUUGAAAAAAGCAUGUAUGACAGGAAACAAAACAGCGUAUUUAUUAUAUGGAUUAGCAUUACGUUAUGGUUGUGGUGUUGAACAAGAUUAUGAUGAAUCAUUUAAAUACUUACAACUUGCCAUAACUAGUGGUGACAGUGGAAUUUCCAUCGAUAAAGAUGUAUUACAUUGUCACGUUGAUCCUAUGGAAAUUGAGAAAAAAAAUAAUUUCAGAGAUAAAUCAAUGUAUCAAAUUAUGAGAGAACCUUUAGCUCCUGCUUUGUAUGAAUGUGGUAUUUCGUAUCUGAAAGGGUUUGGCGUGGAACAUGUUGACGAAAUGAAAGGGCUCAAAUUUUUAGAGAAAGCCGCGUCUUUAGGACAUAUUGAUUCAAUGUGCCUGAGUGGCACUUUGUGGUCACGAAGGUCUGAGUCAAGUAGAAGGAAAAAGGAUACCGUGAGGGCUGCAGCAUGGUUUAGAUUGGCCGAAAUGAGAGGUGCUAAUUUAAUAGGUGCCAAUUGGAUUUAUAAAGAAAAGUAUGUAAAUCCUCCAGAAAAGGUACUGUAG
Naumovozyma dairenensis CBS 421 is the source of this 2220-nucleotide messenger RNA. RefSeq names its product Dsf2p (gene DSF2). Bases 1 to 2220 code for a protein of 739 amino acids. The record is from RefSeq and is a predicted model, not a curated record. The transcript has a single exon. Lineage: Eukaryota; Fungi; Ascomycota; Saccharomycetes; Saccharomycetales; Saccharomycetaceae. Gene Ontology annotation, molecular function: protein binding.